Messenger RNA from Ctenocephalides felis (cat flea), 658 nucleotides. RefSeq names its product glycine cleavage system H protein, mitochondrial-like. Gene Ontology annotation, biological process: protein lipoylation; glycine decarboxylation via glycine cleavage system. The record is from RefSeq and is a predicted model, not a curated record. Bases 130 to 645 code for a protein of 171 amino acids. The transcript has 4 exons. NCBI's taxonomy places the organism in Eukaryota, Metazoa, Arthropoda, Insecta, Siphonaptera, Pulicidae. Gene Ontology annotation, cellular component: mitochondrion; cytoplasm; glycine cleavage complex.
AUUUUAUUUUUGACUUUUGUGACAUUAGGUUAGAGUGAAUAUGGAAAUAUUUUAAUAAUAUUACUGUACGGAAUUUGCAGUGUGAGUGCCGUGCCAUUUUAGUGUGAAAAGUAUAAAAAAUAAGAGAAAAUGGUCGUUUGUAGAGUUAUAUCAUUAUCUUGUCGCCGUUUACAUGCACCUGCCAAAUUUUUGAACCCACUUUUGAAUUCACAAAAUCAAUUGGCAAGGACGAGUAUUAAAUAUAUUUCUACAUCACAGAUUAACUUUGCAGAACGUAAGUACACAGAUAAACAUGAAUGGGUUGUUGUCGAAGGCAAUGUAGGGACUGUAGGAAUCUCAAAAUAUGCUCAGGAAGCCCUCGGAGAUGUUGUUUAUGCCCAGCUCCCUGAUGCAGGUACAGAUCUUUCUCAAAAGGAUGAAUGCGGAGCAUUAGAAAGUGUAAAGGCAGCAUCAGAAUUAUAUUCUCCUGUUUCGGGCAAAGUUACUGAAAAAAACUCAGCUGUAGAAAAUUCACCAGCUUUGAUUAACACAUCAUGCUAUGAUCAGGGUUGGUUAUUCAAAGUAAAUCUGACGAAGCCUGAAGAGGUGAAUAAAUUGAUGAGUGAGAAAGAGUAUGAAGAGUUUUUGAAGAGCGAUCACCAUUAAAUUUGGUGCAUUU